AUGAUGUCAAUCGACGACUACAUCGAAAGCCGGUAUGACUGGUCUGAUAUUGAAGAGGCACGCCAGGUACAUUCAAUUAAAGCACGCAGUGACUUUCGGGCGUUCACUAAGAGAGUCCAGAAACAGGCUAAUAACGCUAUUCUGGAUCACCUCUGGUCAGUAGACGGCUUCCCACUUUCUGCUUUCCUCAGUCGCGUUGGUCUUGUCCCCAAAUUCACCUCCUCAAGACAAGAGUCGACUUUCAAGUUGAUUGAAGAAGCCCUCCAUAAGCUGAACGGCGAUCUGACGAAUGGAAGGAAAACUACCCUCACGGAGAAAGCCGGAUGUCUAAGUACACUAUGCAAGUUAGCGGCAACGGAAGAAAUGGAUAGGGAAUUUUCGGACUGGAUGAGGUACAACUCAGCGCGACUUAAUGGCGCAGUUUCAACUUGUUUAAUACUAGAAUGCCAAGACGUGGCACAGGAAGCCUGCUUCGCUCUCGCUUAUCUAGCACGAAAGUUCCACUUUUUGAUGAAACCUGGCAUUGGGAAUGUUUUCGAGUCCUUGAUGCAUCUCAUGGAUCGAGCCAUGAGUCCACGGCAGAGAAAUUUCGAUGCUUUUUGGGAGGCGAAAAGGCGUCAUGAGGAUGGCCAAGUGUAUAAAAUAUUGCGCACGACGUUCCAUCCUCCACCUCCAAGAUACUGUUAUUCCGAAAUCUAUUAUCGAUUGGUUGGUGUAAUCUAUUAUACCGUUGCAGAUCUGCUGUACAACAUUCCUCAUCCGGACUUGAUUAACUUCUUUGUUUCACGUAUAAGUCGCCAUCAUGACUUAACGCGUCAACUGUUCUUUCAAAUCCUCGAUGCGGUGGUGAUAAAUUUGUCCGAAAUGCAAGAAGAGGCUCAAAAUUUUGAUACAUUGUCCACUGACGACCCACAAGACGAGAUGUACAAUGAGAAUUUGUGGAGACAAUUACCCAUCCUGCUGUAUAUCAAUGUGCUGAAAACCUCCAAUGAAACGUAUAUCGUCGAUAGUGAAGUCCCAGACACUAUUCUCAAUAUCCUGGGGUCUAAGUUAACCAGGAUGAAUCCCUUCUUCGACGAGAAGAUUCUACAGAUGCUAGAUAAUCACCUGACCAAUGCCAAAACAGUAAAUGAAGCAAUUGGGUGGCUUUCGCAUUUUCUUCCAUUUCUUUCUAAUACUGGGACUCCAAAACUUUAG
This is a messenger RNA of Mesocestoides corti, 1197 nucleotides long. NCBI's taxonomy places the organism in Eukaryota, Metazoa, Platyhelminthes, Cestoda, Cyclophyllidea, Mesocestoididae. The record is from the annotation of a GenBank genome assembly.